AUGUCAUAUCGGGCGUACUGGUUCGUUGCGGGGAGUUGUUGGUGCGGUCGGGGGGCGGCCCGGCGUACGCUGAUCCGCGCGACGUACCGGGCACACCGCGCCAGGGCAGACGCGGAGGAUGUCGUCGAGACGUCGGCGUCUCCACGGAGUCGAAACCCCGUCUCCCAAGUGCGGAGGAGGGCAGGGUUCUGUCGUCCUCCUCAUGGCGACCCCGCGCUGCUGAUGGACCACCUCGACGGCCGAGGUAUCUCUCCGCGUCACGUCGGUCGCGGCCGUCCACGCCCAGGGGCCCGAGGCCUGUGGUAUGUCAAGGGCAAGUCACAAGAUGCCAUCACCAACAUAACAGACGAACCUGUGGCCGUUUCCUUUCUCGACAAGGCAUGCCGGCCGGCACUGGCGGAGUUCGAACCAUGGCUGGGAGCGGGAGCGUCGCCUCGCACCCGAUUGAAUCAAGUCGCGAUCUGUCCAUCGAACCAGCUGGCCACAUUUGGCAGCGCGUCCGGAACGCUGUCUGCUCUUCUCGGCGCACAAAGAUCCAUCGCAAUCACCCUCGCCGAAAACGAAAAUGAAUCAUCCCACCCCGUCUAUUCCUAUUACGACCACUCCCGCCCCCAGGCGCUCAGCGCGCCUCAGGGCGACGACGACGACGACUCCACUGUCUCCCGCAUCGACGAAGACCAAACCGUCCAAGACGGCCCCGAGCCAUGCCACCGACCGCGUCUCGACGAGGCGCCGCGCGUCGACACGUGCCACACCAACCCCGACGACGAGCGUGAACGACAACGCCGCCACACGCCCGAAGAACAAGAAGCGCCGCGUAAGCAUCCGUGUCCUCAUCCCGCUGUCAACCGUCUCCUCAGCACCGCUCUUCUCCUUUGUGGCGUGCAGGUCCCGCCAUGCGACGACGGCUGCGGUUCGACUGAGAGGGGAGACGCGUCGGGGUCAUCCGACGCCACCGUCGGUGUCGACUCUCCCGAUGGCGCGACCGUCCAGACGGCCAUCCCCGUCCUCCCCGACCCGCACGCCCCAGCCACGCCUCCCGCGAACGAGCGCGAAAGCGACGAUGCGCGGGUACCCCACGCCCACGACGUACAGGAACCCCAGUGCCACGACGCACAAGUGCCCCAAGCCGACGACGUACCGGCACCGCAGCCCGACGACGUCCAGGCACCCCUGUGCCACGACGCACAAGCACCCCUGCUCGCCGCCGUACCAACACCCCAGCCCGCCGCCGUACCAACACCCCAGCCUUCCCCCGAACCAAUCCCAGCAUCCCAAUACCGCGCGAACAAGCGGCGGCGCGCGCCCGAGCAGCAAGCACCCCGCGGGCACAAGCGCAGGCGCCUCCUGGCGCCCUCCGAGCGCUUCGAGUUCGAGUUCGAGGUCGAGGUCGAGGUGCCCCAGCUGCGGCGGAGCGGUGCCCGCGACGACGCAGAUCCCCUGACCGAGGACGACGCGGCGCCCGUACCCGGCGGCGUCGACGCUGGGCUGGGACGAGGCGGGGGCGUGGAGGUUGGGCGGGUAGACGACAGCCCGGAAACUGGAUUCGGAGACGACCACAGCCUGGACACUGGGCCGGUAGAAAUCCCCAUCCCGCAGACCGACCUCGUCAAAGUCCCCAUCCCGGAAACCGACCUCGAAGACGACGCCAGCCCGGAGACCGACCUCGUAGACGCCCACCCGGAAAUUGGUUUCGUAGACGACGCCAGCCUGGACACUGGGCUGGUAGAGAUCCCCAUCCCGGAGACUGACCUCGUAGCAAUCCCCAUCCUCGUUGAAGUCCCCAGCCCGGAGGCCGACCUCGUAGAAGUCCCUAUCCCGGAAACCGACCUCGUAGAAAUCCCCAUCCCUAUCCCGGAAACCGACCUCGUAGAAGUUCCCAUCCCCGCGCCGGCGCGCGCGCACCGCCGGGAGGCGCCGCUGUGGAAGAGCGGCCGCGCGGUACGGGUACGCGACGAUCCAGGCGGUGGUCGCCGCGCAGGCACGGGCGUUCUCGCGGCCUGCCUCGCCGUCGCCGUCCUCCGGGUCGAUGUUCCCUCUGGCGCGCGCGGAUACCGCGGGUGA
Messenger RNA from Gloeophyllum trabeum ATCC 11539, 2064 nucleotides. RefSeq lists its product as uncharacterized. The transcript is spliced from 6 exons. The record is from RefSeq and is a predicted model, not a curated record. Bases 1 to 2064 code for a protein of 687 amino acids. Lineage: Eukaryota; Fungi; Basidiomycota; Agaricomycetes; Gloeophyllales; Gloeophyllaceae.